GUCAGAACAAGGACCGAUGCAGGAAGGAGGAAGCAGGGGCGAAGUUCUCGUGUGGCUGCUUCCUGGUACAAAUGGCGAGCGCCAUGAAAACAGGGUUAUUGACAUGGGACUUGACAAAAGUGCUAUUCUUAUUCAUUUGUAUUCACUUUACACGCCCGUUAAAUGCAGUGUCAGAGCCGGGGAAAUGGACCUUGACCGCCAACAGUGAAACUACAAAGAAGCAGAGCUUUUUCCUCUUCACCAAGACUAUGUUUAACAAUACGAGCAUUCAGCUGAAAUGGUUGACGGAACACUGUGACCCUUCGGUUAAACUCAACAUCUCCUGGUACCUCAGGAGCUCCCGCUGCUUCGACGAGGUGUUCGGUCUCGACCCUCUGAAGGCAGGGAGCUACUUCAGGACGACAGAUGUGAAACAGGAAGGAGGAAGUGGGUUCUAUGUGUUCCACCAGUACCCUGUCAUUGAGUGCAAACAGACCAUGACCCACAUUGAGCUCUCUCUCAACAAGUUUGAGGAGCCGACUAGGCUUACUGAGCCAGUUCACGAACAGCCUGUCACUGACAAGGACCAAGCGAUGAGGAAAAGGAGCAAUGAGGAUCCAAAGGAGGCACUUGCUGAGAAAAAUGCCCCCGUCAAAGCAGAGGCAACUGUGGCCACAGGGAAAGCCCCAGCCCCCGCUGCAAAGAAAGAAGUGCAGUUUGCAUCCCAGCACUUUGAUGCAGUGGCCCAGACCUGGGAUGAUGGCCCUUACAUGUUCAUCGUCCACAUCCAAGAGAUCAAGAAGAGCAGCGCUGCCACUGACUCCGUCCCAACACAGAACUGCAACAUCCAAUUGCAAGUCAGUAUGAAAGGACCCCAUGACUACAUCUCAGCUUCGGAAUGGCCUCUUAUGAUCUUCUACAUGGUGAUGUGUGUCAUCUAUGUGUUGCUGGGCCUUCUGUGGUUGGGCCUGUCAGCCUGCUACUGGAGAGAGCUGCUCAGGAUUCAGUUCUGGAUCGGCGGGGUCAUCUUCCUGGGCAUGCUGGAGAAGGCUGUGUACUACGCCGAGUUCCAGAGCAUCCGCUACGACGGCCUCUCAGUCCAGGGGGCAGUAGUGUUUGCGGAGGUCCUAUCAGCAGUGAAGAGGACCCUGGCCCGUGUGCUCGUCAUCAUCGCCAGUCUUGGUUAUGGAAUUGUCAAGCCAAGGCUUGGUGCAUUGUUACACAGGGUGGUUGGGGUGGGACUGCUCUACCUUAUAUUCUCUGUUGUCGAGGGAAUCCUGAGGGUCAAUUCGGGUCAAGGGGGCAGUAGCAGACUACUGUGUGACAUUGUUCUGGCGUUCACUGACUCGUGUGUUGUGUGGUGGAUCUUUAUCAGCCUGGCUCAGACCAUGAAGCUCCUUCGCCUCCGAAGAAACGUGGUCAAGCUCUCCUUGUAUCGCCACUUUACCAACACCCUCAUAUUCGCCGUUAUUGCCUCAGUCAUUUUCAUUAUCUGGACGACAAAGACCUUCAAGUUUUCAAAGUGCCAGUCGGACUGGAAGGAGCUGUGGAUAGAGGAUGCCUUCUGGCGGUUCCUCUUCUCCACCAUCCUUCUGGUCAUCAUGUUCCUGUGGAGGCCUUCGGCCAACAACCAGAGAUAUGCCUUCAGCCCCCUAGUGGACGAUGAGAGUGACGACGAGGAAAAGGAACAGCUGAUGAAUGAUACAUUUGAGGGGGUGAAGAUGAGGGGUCUGAAGUCCGAGGGAAAUGGAACAGCCAAGCCCAACAAAGUGGAUGAGGAUCUGAAAUGGGUCGAAGAGAAUAUCCCCUCUUCAAUGUCAGAUGUUGCACUCCCACCUCUGCUGGACUCUGAUGAGGAGACCAUAACAACCAAAUUUGAGAUGUCCAAAAUGGAAUAGACGCAAGGGAGACGAUGCCUACUGCAGACAAGAGACAGUGCAGCACGUUGGACAACCUUACGUCUGUGUAUGAAGGAUAUUGUUAUCCCUUCCUUAUGAGCUUUGUAAGCAGCGGUUGUAAAUACGAUGGGAUAAACUAUGACGUAAUGAGCAGACUACUUUUCUUUUUUUUUUAUGCCUUUUUAUUUAUAUUUUCAUGGAUAUGUUUUUUUUUUUUUCAUUCAAGAUUAUUUACUACAAAUGGUAUCUUGCCUUUCACUGUUUACGUAGCUAAAGUGCAGAAUGUGAUUUAAAUGUGAUUUCCGCAAUGUUCUUUCUCCAAUAUGCAGCACAAUCAUACACACUCCCUUACAACACUCCCCACACACACUCAUUCUUUUGAUCUGUCUGUCUGUCUCUCUCUCUUUCACUGUUACACACACACACACACACUGCACUACAGUCCCCGGUUCACCCUUUUUCUGUCGUUCUUCUACAAAAAAAAAAAAGGCCAUUAGUGACAUCUCACUGUUCUGUUUCCUCAUACGGCAGCCUUUUAGAGUGACCGCUAUCUAAGCGGGUGUAAUUCUCCAGACAUAGUCAACACACAGUGGACUUGCCUGAGGGCAGAGCAGCGUCACUGCAGGACUGUUUUAUUGUGUCUGUUCCCACUGAUAACAACCAACUAUCUGGUCAGCACAUUCAAUAAUGAUGGUGUUUUUCUUACAGCUGCCUCUUUGUAUUAGCUGUUAUAUUGCCAAAAAUACCUUUUAAGUCAUAUUGUGAGCUUUUGUUUGUUAAUAAAUGAACCGCUAACACGCAUACGAAAACAACAA
This is a messenger RNA of Oncorhynchus keta (chum salmon), 2692 nucleotides long. RefSeq names its product Transmembrane protein 87A-like (gene tmem87a). The coding region runs from base 72 to 1877 and encodes 601 amino acids. Gene Ontology annotation, biological process: retrograde transport, endosome to Golgi. The transcript is spliced from 21 exons. NCBI's taxonomy places the organism in Eukaryota, Metazoa, Chordata, Actinopteri, Salmoniformes, Salmonidae. Gene Ontology annotation, cellular component: Golgi apparatus; membrane. The record is from RefSeq and is a predicted model, not a curated record.